UUGGUCUCACUCCUUCUGUGACACACUCGAACACACAUAAAGAUCUGAUGGGUCAAGAAGGGAAAAUAGUAUUUUAUCAACGCCUCUGCAAUUGAUUAAUCCAGUCUUUGAGCAUGGCAGACAACUCUGUAUGACAUCAUGUGAACAUAACAUAGACAGGACACUAGUAAAGCGCUGCUGGGAGAGGAGAUGCUCUAUUGUACAGCGGGCUUGAAAGGAAGGAGCGCGUGUGUGGCGCUGAUUAUUUUGGUAUCAGACUCGGAAGCAUGUGGAGAAGCAGGGACGCGUCUGAUUAGCAUGCCAUUGCGUUCUGGCGACUACAUGGGAUUAUUUCAGAAGACUUCGAUCCAGCUUUCAGCAGAAAAGAUCAUCAGAAUGCCACCGGACACACCAUGGAUUUAAACAAUUAUGUAUACAUCCUGUCUUGGAGGGGUGAAGAAAUAAGAAAGUUAGUCAGGUGUCAUUGCCUGUAAAAUGCCUCUCCAGCAGAUCUCGGUUGUCCCUGUCAGGGAAACGGCCAGCAAUGGAAGAAGUGCAAGCCGAAACAAAGAAAAAAAGGAUUCUGAGAAUGAUAAAUCACCAGGACGCUCAGCUAGCCGAUCAAGUAAUAUUUCUAAGGCAAGCAGUCCGACGACAGGAACGGCGCCCAGAAGUCAGUCCCGGACGUCUGUCACCCCUUCCACUCAGGAUAUCUGCAGGAUCUGUCACUGCGAAGGCGACGAUGAAAGUCCUCUCAUCACGCCGUGCCGCUGCACUGGAACACUGCGCUUUGUCCACCAGUCAUGUCUACACCAGUGGAUCAAAAGCUCGGACACCCGCUGCUGUGAGCUCUGCAAAUACGACUUUAUAAUGGAGACGAAACUCAAACCUCUACGCAAGUGGGAGAAAUUUAAUAUAACAAGAAGUGAAUGGAAAAAAAUCAUCAAGACUAUUGCUGUUUACAUUGUUGCUUUAAUCUGUGUCAUCUGGUCCCUUCAAAUAUUAAUAGAUCGGACAGCUGAUAUGAUCUACUUGUCAAAUGGCAAUGGAAUCUUCAGCUGGACUUUAUGGGUGAAGAUUGUCAUCGCUCCUCCCUCACUUAUCUUAAGUAUCGUCAUCUUGUAUGCCGAGCGUAAAUUUUAUAUUAAUCUGUGGAAACGGCUUAAGGCACAUAACAGUAUGAUCCUCAUUCAGAACUGCCCAGAAACUAAAACUGAGGUUGAAGAACAACAAUCUUCUUGUAACCACUGCGACAGUUCAGAGAUGCCAACACUGAUACUGAAAAAGUCCACAGACUUUAUGAAGGGUGAAGCCUUGGUGCCCGAGGUGACUCUGGUGUAA
This is a messenger RNA of Polypterus senegalus (gray bichir), 1320 nucleotides long. It is a transcript of the gene marchf1, whose product is annotated as membrane-associated ring finger (C3HC4) 1. Bases 475 to 1320 code for a protein of 281 amino acids. The record is from RefSeq and is a predicted model, not a curated record. Gene Ontology annotation, molecular function: ubiquitin protein ligase activity; zinc ion binding; MHC protein binding. The transcript is spliced from 8 exons. Gene Ontology annotation, cellular component: lysosome; late endosome membrane; cytoplasm. NCBI's taxonomy places the organism in Eukaryota, Metazoa, Chordata, Cladistia, Polypteriformes, Polypteridae. Gene Ontology annotation, biological process: immune response; antigen processing and presentation of peptide antigen via MHC class II; protein polyubiquitination.